GAUCGGCUUUUUUCGGAGAUUCAGAAGAUUUUUUUUUGUUUGAGAGAAGAUGGAGAAGGAGAGGGAAUGGAUCUGGACCGUUGGAUCUUGUUCGUGAUGGAGAUCUGUGUUUGCCGGGCGCGUGGUUAUAGGUUACGGUUGAUUAAUACGUCGCCGUUUGAUAGAUUUCGAAUAAUGGGCCUUGGGCUUGUUUUUCUUUUUGUGUGACAAUGGCAUCCACUAUAUGUUUAGUUUAAUCAAACUUAUCCAAAUCCAACCCAGCAGAAUUGACGAAAUAUUGUCAUAUAAAAAAAAAAUUUCAGAGCAUUUUAACUAGACGUCUUUUGGUUAAGAGGGAGAUCAAUGAGUUUUGUCCAACGGUAUUGCGUCUGAACUUAACCCAUUUGAUCCCCAAGUCGUGACCGGUGGUGCAAAGUCUAAUCUAUUUUGAUGGCUUCAGUAAAUUUUUUUUUUUUUUUUUUAAUGGCUUAGCUCCAGUUGUUUUAUUUGAAUGUUCAAGUGUUUGAAGUUUUGAAGACGAUAGAAAAGGGAACAAAUUACAUCUAUGAUCUAUUAUUGGUCUCGGAUCACAAAUAAUAUGAUUAAACUCACAUCAAUC
Messenger RNA from Arabidopsis lyrata subsp. lyrata, 598 nucleotides. RefSeq lists its product as uncharacterized. The record is from RefSeq and is a predicted model, not a curated record. Lineage: Eukaryota; Viridiplantae; Streptophyta; Magnoliopsida; Brassicales; Brassicaceae.